GUCCAGAUUAAUCAUCAGCGCCCAUUAUUCCUGUCAGCCAAUAAUCCUUGCCAAUCCAACAACUCCCUUCUCUUUCCAACCUUCUCUUUCCAAAACACAUUCAUUCUUUGAUCAUCAUCGUCGCGACGGUGUCGUUUCACGAUGUGUUACGGUCAGCAACCACCCUUCUCGAGGAACAGCCCAGUUCCGCCGCGAGCCGCCUCGCAGGCGACUGAUAACGUGGCGGUGGUGGAGAGCCUGCGGGGCCGGCUAGCCGAGACCGAGGCCCUGCUGGCGCGCGCCAGGGCCCGGGAAGCCGAGCUGAGCCGUCGGCUCGAGGAAAUGAAGCGCUUCGUCUCCGUCAUGGAGAUCCUCGAGAACUACCUCAAACGACGCUUCCUCGAGCAGCAACAGCUCGUGGUCCGCCUCUUCACCCCUCUGCCCCGUAAAUAGAAACCACACUCUCGGUGCAGAUUCACUUUUUCUUUUUAUUUUUCCUUUUUUGAAUUUGGAAUUUUUUUGGUGGUUGUUUAUGUUUCAUAGUUAUAUAAAUUUACACUUAAUGACA
Corylus avellana is the source of this 547-nucleotide messenger RNA. Its product is annotated as protein SKIP34. The record is from RefSeq and is a predicted model, not a curated record. Lineage: Eukaryota; Viridiplantae; Streptophyta; Magnoliopsida; Fagales; Betulaceae.